AUGUACAUUCUUAGCGGGUUGGAGGGUUCAGCACAUGAUUCCAAGGUGUUAAGUGAUGCUUUGGCAAGGAAGAAUGGACUUAAAGUGCCCCAAGGUAAGUAUUAUCUGGUGGAUUGUGGAUUUCCUAAUCGACGCAAAUUUUUAGCCCCAUAUCGAGGUGUACGAUAUCAUCUACAAGAUUUUGCAGGUCACGGUAAUGACCCUGAAAAUGAAAAGGAAUUAUUUAAUCUUCGGCAUGCAUCCUUAAGGAAUGUGAUUGAGAGGAUAUUUGGUAUUUUUAAAUCGCGGUUCACAAUUUUUAAGUCAGCACCUCCAUUUCUAUUUAAAACACAAGCAGAGCUUGUGUUGGCAUGUGCAGCACUUCAUAAUUUUCUUCGCAAAGAAUGUCGUUCUGAUGAAUUUCCAGUGGAACCUACUGACGAGUCUUCAUCUUCAUCUUCAGUGUUACCAAAUUACGAAGACAAUGAUCAUGAACCCAUUGUUCAAACACAAGAGCAGGAACGAGAAGAUGCUAAUAUAUGGAGGACUAAUAUAGGUUCAGAUAUGUGGAGAAAUGCUAAUAAUUAG
Messenger RNA from Glycine soja, 567 nucleotides. RefSeq lists its product as uncharacterized. The record is from RefSeq and is a predicted model, not a curated record. NCBI's taxonomy places the organism in Eukaryota, Viridiplantae, Streptophyta, Magnoliopsida, Fabales, Fabaceae. The transcript has a single exon. The coding region runs from base 1 to 567 and encodes 188 amino acids.